Messenger RNA from Bombyx mandarina (wild silkworm), 744 nucleotides. It is a transcript of the gene eca, whose product is annotated as transmembrane p24 trafficking protein eclair. NCBI's taxonomy places the organism in Eukaryota, Metazoa, Arthropoda, Insecta, Lepidoptera, Bombycidae. The record is from RefSeq and is a predicted model, not a curated record.
AUUUUUCACAGUCGCUAUUAAUUUCCAUUCCUCGCAUUUAUGUGGCCGAAAACAUGGAGCUUAUUAAAUUAUCUUCACUAUUAGUGAUAGCAUUGCUUGCCGACUGUGCUUCGGCUUUGUACUUCCACAUAGCAGAGGGAGAACGAAAAUGUUUUAUAGAAGAAAUACCUGACGAUACCACAGUUAUAGUAAAUUACAAAGUCGAGUUAUACGAUCCGAAAUCUGGCGGAUUCAUGCAAACAACACCGGGCAUAGGCAUGCACGUUGAAGUCCGCGAUCCGAAUGAUAGAAUACUGUUGUCUCGAGUCUAUUCGUUGGAAGGAAUGAUCUCAUUCACAUCCAGCACUCCUGGUGAACAUGUAAUAUGCAUGUACUCUAAUAGCACUUCAUGGUUCAGUGGUUCACAGUUAAGAGUUCAUCUUGACAUUCAAGUUGGUGAGCAUGCUGUAGACUAUGCAAAUGUUGCACAAAAGGAAAAACUGACCGAACUUCAACUCAGGAUUAGACAGUUGCUGGAUCAAGUACACCAGAUCACAAAGGAGCAGGCUUACCAGAGGCAAAGAGAAGAGCGUUUCCGACAAACAUCAGAAAGCACAAACCAGCGGGUGCUCUGGUGGAGUUUGCUACAGACAGGUGUCCUUGUCAUCAUCGGUUACUGGCAGAUGAGACAUCUCAAGAGCUUUUUUGAGGCUAAGAAACUAGUGUAAAUAAAUUAUAAUAUUAAUAAACAAUUUUUUAAUUAAA